Xiphias gladius (swordfish) is the source of this 5249-nucleotide messenger RNA. RefSeq names its product sortilin related VPS10 domain containing receptor 3b (gene sorcs3b). Bases 186 to 3911 code for a protein of 1241 amino acids. Lineage: Eukaryota; Metazoa; Chordata; Actinopteri; Istiophoriformes; Xiphiidae. The record is from RefSeq and is a predicted model, not a curated record. Gene Ontology annotation, cellular component: membrane. Gene Ontology annotation, molecular function: protein binding. The transcript has 27 exons.
GAUGCGCAGCGCCUCCCCAACUGGUCCCUCACUUUGACAAAUUCCUGGUCGUGAGCGGGUCUGCUGAGUGGCUUCUCGCACGUAAAGAUGAUACCUUAAAUAUUUUAGAAGUUGAACAGCUCUGCCACAUCUCUCCCUUCCCCCCCGCCACCCCCAUUGAUAGACUAUCACUUAGGUGGAACACAAUGGGACUGGGGUCAUUUUGGAGUUUUUCUCUUCUGGCUUUCGCGUUGUUCUACCCCUUCCACUCCAAGUUGGUGGCUCAAGCGGAAAUAAGUUCUCCCCGAGCAAACGGCAGAUUUGAUCGCCCGGAGGUCAGGCCACUGGAAGCAGGUGUGCGCCGAGAAUCAACGGAGGUCAAAUUCUCGCUCAAAGCCGACAAUUGCACGAAACUUUUAAACGCUUUUGAAACGGAAGGAGUCGGUGCUUUGGAACCGAACAAUGGCAAGCAAGUGGGGAAUGACACACUGAGCGGACUCAGAGACGAGGCACCGGUCGCCGCCGAGACCGCACCGAACUAUCGCGGACGUCUCAGAAUACCUGGGAAAAAGUACGGUAACAUUUCCGAGGACAACCGAAGGCGACCUACGGCGAAUGUAUGGGCUAGAAAGAAGGCAAAAAGGAGUGUGGGGCCAACAUACAGCGAAAAUGUGGAUAGGAGUAUCAGCGGAGAGGCGGGAGAGAGAUCCGUGGAGACUGUCCAAGGUGUCUCCAACUCCAGAGCCGAGUACCGGCGCACCGGGGAGGAAGCCAGAGGGUCUAACCCGAGACAAAGUGAGCCUCACCUGGACACCUCGACUUUUGCUCUGUCGGGAGACUCGGCACACAACCAGGCGAUGGUGCACUGGUCCGGACACAACAGCAGCGUGAUCCUGAUCUUGACUAAGCUGUAUGACUUCAACCUUGGGGCUGUUACUGAGAGCUCACUAUGGAGAUCCACUGAUUACGGAAGCACCUACACCAAACUCAAUGACAAAGUGGGUUCAAGAACAGUUUUAAGUUACCUGUACGUCUGUCCUACCAACAAACAGAAGAUAAUGAUGCUUAGCGACCCAGAGGUAGAGAGUGCUGUUCUCAUCAGUUCAGAUGAAGGGGCAAGCUUUGAGAAGCAUCUCAUUAACUUCAACAUCCUGAGCCUGCUCUUCCACCCGGCACAGGAGAACUGGAUACUGGCUUACAGUCAUGACAGCAAGCUGUACAGUUCAAUGGACUUUGGGAGGAAGUGGCAGCUUGUUCACGACAACGUGAUGCCAGGCCGAUUCUACUGGGCCGCAGUGGGGCUGGACAAAGAAUCAGAUGUGGUCCACAUCGAGACGCUCAUCGCAAAAGGCCGCGCUCAGUACGUGAAGUGCAGAGCCCAACGAUGCACAGAAGGCAACAGACAGUACCUCUUUCCUGGACAUGUAGACACCAACUCACUGGUUGUGCAGGAUGAAUAUGUUUUCACACAGGUAACCAAGUCAGGACGAGCCAGCUACUUUGUCUCCUACAUGAGAGAAUCCUUCAAGCGGAUGAAAUUACCUAAAUAUUGUCUUCCAAAGGACAUGCAUAUUAUCAGUACAGAUGAGAAGCAGGUCUUUGCUGCAGUCCAGGAGUGGAACCAGAACAAGACUUACACCUUGUAUAUCUCAGACUCCCCCGGGGUCUACUUUACCCUUUCAUUAGAGAAUCUGAGAACCAGCAGAGGACCCGCCGGUAACCUACUGGUCGACUUUUACAAGGUUGAGGGGAUAAAUGGCAUGUAUCUCGCCAACAAGCUGGUGAAUAAUCACAUCAAGACUUUUAUCACCUACAACAAGGGACAAACAUGGGCCCUUGUGCCAGCUCCUGCCAUGGAUGUGGCUGGAAAUAACCUUCACUGUAUUCUGCCAUUUUGUUCGCUGCAUCUUCAUCUGGAGAUGCUGGAGAAUCCCUACACGUCUGGACCCAUCACCAGCAAAAAGUCUGUACCCGGAAUCAUUGUGGCGACAGGGAAUAUCGGAACAGAGCUGUCCUCCACCAACCUUGGGAUGUUUAUAACGUCUGAUGCAGGAAAUAGCUGGAGACAGAUUUUCGAGGAAGAACACAACAUUUGGUUUCUUGACAAUGGAGGGGCUUUGCUGGCAGUCUUACAUGCACCGACGCCAAUUCGACACUUAUGGAUCAGUCUCGAUGAAGGAAAGAAGUGGGACCGUCACAGUUUCUCCUUGGCACCUCUGUAUGUUGAUGGGGUUUUAAUGGAGCCAGAAUCUGAAAAUCACAUUAUCACUUUCUUUGGACACUUCAGCCAUCGGUCAGAGUGGCAGCUGAUCAAGAUCGACUACAAGGGCCUCUUUAGCAGGAGAUGCAUGGAUGGAGAUUAUCAAACAUGGCACCUGCACAACAAGGGAGAGCUGUGUGUGAUGGGCGAGAAGCAGAUCUUUAUGAAGCGCAGGCCAGGCAACCGUUGCAUGCUUGCCCAGGACUAUUCCAGGAUCUAUUCCUCAGAGCCAUGCUUCUGCACAGCCUAUGAUUUUGAAUGUGAUUAUGGAUGGGAGCGCCAGGUGGAUGGGAAUUGUUCCCCUGCUUUUUGGUUUGAUCCAAGCGGUGCGGCUAAAAGCUGUGGCACCAGCCAAAGCUUCCUUAACAGCACAGGGUAUCGGAAGGUUUUGUCCAAUAACUGUAAGGAGGAGGGGAGGAACGUGUACUCGCCCAGGAGGCAGGUGUGUCGUCCCAGACCACCCCGAGGCCUCCGGCUGUCCACCAGUCAAGGAGAGCUCAGUGCCACUGUUGGAAGUAACGUUACUUUCAUGGUCUACCUCGACGAUGGAGACUCGCUGAGGACCAGCAUCCAGCUGGACUUCGGGGACGGCAUCAAGAUUACAUACUCUAACCUGAGCAGGACUGAUGAUGGCAUCAGGCACAUCUAUAGAACAACUGGGAUUCACCGAGUGACAGCUUUGGCUGAAAACAGCCAGGGAUCUGACAGCAGCACACUGUUUUUACACAUCACCAGUCCAGUGGAGCGUGUAUAUCUCUCCGCUCCUAUUGUGGCCAUCAGGGGGAAGGAGGCUAAUCUGACUGUGUUGGUUUUGCCGAGUCACACCAGAACACUGACCUUCUUCUGGUGGUUUGACAACAGCUCCGAGCCCAUUAUAACCUUGGAGGGAAGCAUCUCAUACAUGUUUCAGAGAGAGGGAAAAAACAAGGUCACGGUCCAGAUUUCUUCCGGGAGCACCAUAAUGCAGGAUUCAAAAGUUAUAACCGUUAAAGAAUUCUUCCGGUCGCUGCUGUUGUCAUUCUCGCCAGCGCUUGACGAGCACAAUCCUGACAUCCCCGAGUGGAGGGAAGACGUAGGCCGUGUGAUGCGGACAGCUCUGUCACAGGUGUCUGGGGUUCCUGAAGAUCAGCUGCUGGUGUCUCUGUACCCGGGACUUCCAACUACAGCCGAGCUCUUUAUCCUGCCUGAUGAACAUACAUCAAGUGAGGACAAGAGAAGGAGUGAGGAGGCUGUAGAGAUGAUAUCAGAUAUUUUUGUCACUGCCCUGAACCAAGGCCUGAUCCAGUUUGAGCUGAAAGCUGAUAUUCGCAUUGUUGUGUACAUGACUCAGCAAACUUUGGCAACCCUUGUGGAUUCAAACUCCAUCCACAGUGGGUCAGCCAUGCUAAUGCUGCUCACUGUGGUAUUUGUUGGUUUAGCUGCAUUCUUCAUCUACAAGUUCAAAAGGAAAAUCCCUUGGAUCCAUGUUCAGACUGAGGACAGUCAUGAGAAAGAACCGGAAGUGAUCAGCACAGUCGGUCAGAGCAACAACAUGUCCAAGGUGAAGCUCAGUGAGUUUCCCUCUCCAAAAGAACUCAUGGCAAAGGAUCUGGAGGCCAGGAGCAGAGGAGGAAUUGGAAGAAAUAUGGAGAGAAUUGUCACAAGGGAAUUUCCAAACUGUACUAAUGUCUAAGACAUGCGCUCUGUCACUGAGUAAGUACAGAUUGCUGUGUUACAAUUGUGCUGAAAUUGUUUGCUUUGUUGGCAUUGUUUGUAUUUAUUUAUUUAUUUAUUGAUUUCACGCUGAUAGCUGCUAUUGUUCAAAGUCAUGUUUUUAACUCCCACGGAUAGAGUACGUAUGUAGUUUACAAAAGUUGAUGAAGAUCAAUAUACCGAGCCAGACUGCGGGGCCUCUAGUUCGAGGGCGGUGAAUUGCUGAAAUUGGCUGAUAACUACAGUACCCGGCACAAAAAUGUCCAAUUUGCAUCAGGAAUCCGUGUUUUUCACCAACGACGUGGAUGUGACAUUAAUUAUUUGGGUAUAUUACGAAUACUCAGAUGAUACUGCCAAUUUUUUUUACUCCCUGUGACGUCCAUAUGGGUCUUUAUUAGGAUAAUAUAUGAAUAGGAGGCACAGACUGAGUCACUAACAUAAAAUAUGUCAAAAGCUUUGACAGUGGGCUACUGUAAGAGACAGCCUGAUGUAAUGUAAAUGGGAAAAAGUUAGUGCAAGAGAAAGAAUGCAUAGGUUUUACUGGAUAAAUUUUAAAUGCAGCAUUGAAUUUAAAUUUCAUGAGCCAAUUUACGGCUAUUUAGGCCUUCAAGGCAUAUCAUAUCAUCCAGGGCUUAAAUCGAUAAACUAAUUCAAGGUAAUAAAAAUGUUUCUGAAAUCUCACAGUACUUGUUGAUAAUGUUUCCCUCUGUCACACAAACUGAACCAACAGGCCAUAAAAUUUGUCAAGUGUUACCUUUUUAUGUUGUUUUCUUUUUUUUUUCCAGAAUUUUGCCUCUUUUCUUUACGUCCCAAAUGAAUAAUAAAACUCGAACUCAUUAUAGAGUUGUUAGUGAAGGCAGAGCAGGUUGCGCUACCUACAUACGACAGAAAUAUAAUUAAUAGGCCAUUUUAGGUUUAGUUGUCAUCUCAUUAUGACACUUUAUGCUCUGGAUAAACAUUAACAUUUACCGCCCUAUAACUAGAGGUCUUUGAGAUGUAAAUAUCGCGAAUAUAUAUAAAAAUGUUGUGAAUGCUUCUAAGAAAGAAAUGUGUAGCUGGUUUUGCUCUGUAAGAUAACAUGGUGCUUUCAACGACGGUCUCUCAGAUGAUGGCACACAACAAAACCGUGAUACUGUAUAUGGACAUGAAAUUCUGGCCUUACAAGUGGAAAUGCCAACAACUUGUACAUAGAAUAAGAUGGAAUGUAAAUUUAUACGGUAGCUUCAUCUUACUUUAUUGUAAAGUCAACCCACUGAACAGGCAGCAGUAUGUUUCCAUGACCUUCAGUCUCACAACAAGCUGUAUGUCCUCUUUUUUU